Mugil cephalus (flathead mullet) is the source of this 1356-nucleotide messenger RNA. It is a transcript of the gene surf6, whose product is annotated as surfeit 6. The coding region runs from base 155 to 1228 and encodes 357 amino acids. Gene Ontology annotation, molecular function: DNA binding; RNA binding. Gene Ontology annotation, biological process: ribosomal large subunit biogenesis; ribosomal small subunit biogenesis. The transcript is spliced from 4 exons. NCBI's taxonomy places the organism in Eukaryota, Metazoa, Chordata, Actinopteri, Mugiliformes, Mugilidae. The record is from RefSeq and is a predicted model, not a curated record. Gene Ontology annotation, cellular component: nucleolus.
UUCCGGUUAGGCGAUGCUCCGCCCAUUCAUGUUUUUACAUACGGUCAAUGCUUGUACCCCACGUGUGCACGGGAGGGUGUUGAUAUUUUAAACUCUUGCCUUUCCGUGUCAGUUUUAACAGAAUUAAAGGUGGACUAUUUGUCCUCUCGUCGUCAUGGAUCUCGCCUCAAAGGACUCGUACAUUCAAAAACUUGCAAGUAGAGUCAUUUCUCAUCGAGACCAGGAGCCAAAGAAGAGACCAUUUGUUCCCUUCAAGGGCAAAAGCGACGCUGGUCCUCCAAAGAAAAAGAAAAAAUCUAAAAAGAAGCACGUUAAAGAUGAAGGCAGCGACAGCAAAGCUCCUAAUUCCAAACAGAAGCCUUCACCCUCUCCAGCGACUCAGAAAAACCCAGCAACUGUAAAACCAGACAAGUCCAAAACUGAGAAUGUAAAUGGCUCUACAACACAGAAGCCUAAAGGAGGAACUGUAGAUGCCAGCUUCUCAACAGUGGAUGUAUUACGCAAGAGGCUACAUGAAAAGAUCGAAGCAUCCAGAGGACAGGGGGCUCCAAAGAAUUCAUUUUCAGAGGCAGUCCAAGCGAAGCGAGCAAAGCGAAAGCUCGAGCGGGAGCGCAAGAAAAGGAAGAGAAAAGAAUUUCUGAUGAAGAAAAAGGCCGAACAAAGUGGCGAAGAACCAGAGAUAAAACAGGAAGAACAACAGCCCGCCCCUGUUCCCAGCAAAAGAAUUGCAACCGCUAUUGUGUACAACAAGGUGGAGACGGUGGAAGAGGGAUACAUUGACAAAAUGCAGAGAAAGAAGAUGAAGAAACAGAGUACGAAAGGCCAGUUAACGCCACUGACGGGGAAGAACUAUAAGCAGCUGCUCAAACGUGUGGAGGCUCGCAAAGAGAAGCUGGAAGAGCUGAGACAGAAAGACGAGACGAAGGCAAAGGAGAUGGAAACCAAGAUUAAAUGGACAAACAUGCUUUAUAAGGCAGAGGGCCUCAAAAUCAAAGACGAUGAGAACAUGCUGCGCACCUCGUUGAAGAAGAAGGAGAAGAGCCACGCUCAGAAGAAGAAGAGAUGGGACGCACGCAACGAGAACGUCGUCGGGAAGAUGCAGCAACGGCAAGACAAGAGGCGAAGGAACAUCCAGAAACGAAAUAAAGUCAAGAUAGAGAAGAAGAAGGACAGGGCGCGGAAGAAGGGCAGAGUGCUGCCUGAGGACUUGAAAAAGGCUGCAGUUUAGAGAUAAUGAGACAUAAGUCACAUCUUUUUACCUGGCAACGUCAUAUAGAAUUAAUAUGAAGGUGUACUGCUUGUGCACAUGUCGGUUCAUGUUUUUUUUGUCUUCAUGUCAAUAAAAUGUCGUCGUAU